Messenger RNA from Thyridium curvatum, 948 nucleotides. RefSeq lists its product as uncharacterized. The coding region runs from base 1 to 948 and encodes 315 amino acids. The record is from RefSeq and is a predicted model, not a curated record. Gene Ontology annotation, cellular component: nucleus. Lineage: Eukaryota; Fungi; Ascomycota; Sordariomycetes; Thyridiales; Thyridiaceae. Gene Ontology annotation, molecular function: zinc ion binding; hydrolase activity, acting on ester bonds. The transcript has a single exon.
AUGAUGCAGUCGCAAAAGUUCACCCUAUCGCCUCCUAGCCUGGAGGAGCUGGCCAAGGCGCUCCAGGCGCCGCUCGCCGCCAACUUCGAGCAGUCCGCCGUCAGCGUCGUGCCGUGCCCCGACCUCCGAGAGGCACCGUUCGGCCUGGCCACCGCGGGGCUCUCGGGGGACGAGAAGGUCGCAGACGUCGGCGGGCAGCCCAACCUGUUUCCCCGCCCCCGGCUCGGCGCCAUAUGGUCCAUGACGGACAUCGCCAGGGCCAUGGAGAUGGACCCCGGCAGGGGCGGGUUGCUCGGUGCCGGCGCAGGGCCGUUCCACGUGGUCGGCCAGAACUGCGAGCUGGCGCCGAAUCUCAGCUGGAGGGACGGCCUCGACAACGUGGACAAUCGCACCCGUUAUGUCGAGAUUGAUUGUGCUAAUGGGGCCGUCCACGUCGCCCAAAGCUCGUCUGUGGACUGCGCAUUGAUGGUCAACCUCUUCGGCUCUUCAGGCGAUCCGGGACCGGUCCUAAAGAUCACGGCCAAGAGGCGAAAGGGUGCCGAGAAGAGCUUCGCAGAGUGUAUCCGCAAGGGGCUCCAUGCAGCAUAUGGAGACUCGCAGACAAUCAGCCUGGGAGGCGUUUUCCUCGUCAAGUCAGGCAGAGCAACGUACCACGUUAUGCCGGAUUUUCCGUCCGAGGCGGAGCUCCCUUUUAAAGACCGUGGAGAAGUCGACAAGUGGCUGACCUAUCAUGACUUCGAUGGGCCCAUUAUGUGUCUAUCUGUCCUCCAUUCUUCAGACCCUGGGAAGGCGAUGGGUCUGCGGAUGGAGCAUACACACUGUUAUUCUACAACUGGGGCACAAACUGGUGGGCAUUAUCAUUACGAAGCAGAGGAAGGUGGCGAGUACAUCGAGUAUGAGGGAUAUUUCAACACUGCUAAAGCGAUCUACCGUGUGGACAGGCCAUGA